AUGAAUAUCCCGACAGUAACAGUUAGCCCUGAAGGACGAACAGUAACUCUCACCUGCUCCGGCGCUCCCCUGGGUUAUGCUGGAACAACUUCUUUUCUGGUAGAAACAAUAACAGAUCCUGUAGCAGAAACUACGACUUCAAUGUCUGCUCAACUCAAUAUGAAUAGCAGUUAUUACACGAAAAAAGUAUCUUGCAAGCUAGCUACCUUUAUGACCGUCACGUUCGCUGAAUCAGCUAAGGUCGAUUUACCUUCAGAAGAUACAGGCAUCACGGUAUCUUCGGUCUCAGCGACGGUAACUGACGCUGGUGGGAAUGUAAUAAAUUUAGACACAGAUUACCAAAUUGGAGCAGCGGAACCAACCGUCACAUGCCAGACUAGCCCAGCGCCAGAAUCUCUGGACCCUUCAAAAAACUUGAUUUACCAAUUUUUUAAUCCGUACAGUGCUACGUCAGUACAAACCGGGAACUCGAAGACUUACAAAGUGCCAACCAGUGAACCAGGUGAAUUAACGUAUACAUGCUCAGCUACGUACGGAACAAAUGCUGCAGUAACUUCGUCAGCCACCAUACGAAUAAAAGUCAAAUCUGAUUCGUUUGUUACGGCCCAUGAUUUAACAAAAGUUAGUCCAGAUGUUUUAAAUAUAGGAUCAACGCUAAUUUUGUCAUGUGGGAGGACACUGGAUGCUUCACGCACCUACACAUGGUCAUUUAAUAACCAACUCAUCGACGGUCAAGCGGACUGGAAAAUCCAACUUUACAAUUUCAUGGAGAUCGACAUUGGCUGGUACACAUGUCGUGCCACAAAAGUUGGAUUCAAGGCAGAAGAAUCGUUCAUUGUUGCAAUUAUGAAACCUUACAUCGCACGAGUUCCUGCUGGUGAUUUCUUUGGUCAAUAUGGUGUCUAUGACUUGAAGUGUAUCAUUGGCUCUAGUGAAAACACAGGAUGGACUUUCUCGUGGAAAAAAGACAAGGAUGUUACUUUGAUAGCAACCGACACCUACCCAAUAAUAAAUGCAACAUCAGCCACACAUGAUGGGACCUACACUUGCACCGCUAUAUACAAUGGCGUGUCCAGCAAUACUGAUGAGUUCUCUGUAGCUAUUGUAGGUAAGUGA
Physella acuta is the source of this 1116-nucleotide messenger RNA. RefSeq lists its product as uncharacterized. NCBI's taxonomy places the organism in Eukaryota, Metazoa, Mollusca, Gastropoda, Physidae. The record is from RefSeq and is a predicted model, not a curated record.